Messenger RNA from Purpureocillium takamizusanense, 1737 nucleotides. Its product is annotated as Carboxypeptidase D. The coding region runs from base 1 to 1737 and encodes 578 amino acids. Gene Ontology annotation, molecular function: serine-type carboxypeptidase activity. The transcript has 3 exons. NCBI's taxonomy places the organism in Eukaryota, Fungi, Ascomycota, Sordariomycetes, Hypocreales, Ophiocordycipitaceae. The record is from RefSeq and is a predicted model, not a curated record. Gene Ontology annotation, biological process: proteolysis.
AUGAAGCUCAAGUUUCUGCUGUCCCUUCUCUUCCUCGUUGAGCCAUCCAUCUCAGCGAGGAGAUCCGAAGCCGAGCAGCUUCGACAAUUCCUGAAGGCAGAUCGAGCGCUGGGGUCUCAUCAGCCACAUGCUCAGGCUCGGCGGUCGCCAGUCACCAAUAACGACGCGGGGGCUAAAGAGCGUCGAACGGAUCGCUGCCACCGAUUCCUGAACAAUAAAACCCAGCCAUUUGCCGUUGAUGGAUCCGGGAUCCCCGAAGUCAGGUUCAACAUCGGGGAAUCGUAUGCGGGCCUCUUGCCCGUGAGCAACAAAACAGAUGAACAGGACAGCCUUUAUUUCUGGUUCUUUCCCACUGUAAAUGAGAAGGCCAAGAAAAAGAAGGAAAUCAUCAUUUGGCUCAAUGGUGGGCCAGGCUGUUCAUCACUCCUGGGACUUCUCCAGGAGAACGGUCCGUUCAUCUGGCAGCCUGGUAUGCCCGAGCCUGUGAGAAACCCAUGGAGCUGGCACCUGCUGUCCAACAUCGUCUACAUCGAACAGCCCGUGGGGACAGGCUUCGCCAAAGGCACCCCGACAGUGGAGAACGAGGACGAUGUCGCAAGGCAGUUUUUGGGCUUCUGGAGGAACUUUAUCGACACGUUCGGGAUGCAGGGCUACAAGGUGUACAUUGUGGCCGAGUCAUACGGUGGCAUGUUCGGGCCGUAUAUCUCCAGUCACAUGCUCAACGCAAACGAUACAACCUACUCCAACCUCCAAGGACUCAUGAUAUACGACGGGCUCAUGUUCAACCAGAUGGUUCAAUAUUAUGUGGCGACGGAGAAUUUUCUUGAUGAAAGCAGAGUGGUCAUGCCCCUCGCCGACAAGGACAUGGCCUACAUUCGCAAUUUGUCGGAGAGUUGCGGCUUUAGGGACUACAUCAGCACAUAUCUUACCUUUCCGCCCCCCAGACCAGCGCCCAUACACCCUUCCUGGUCGGAGAAAGGGUCCGAUGGGGCUUGGAAGAACAAAGAGGGCUGCGACAAAGUGUGGGACCUGGCAUAUCACCGUAUGUUUGAGCUCAAUCCCUGCUUCAACGUUUACAGCGUUGGAGAGGGUUGCCCGCCCCUCGCCGAUCCACUUACUUUGGAAACCCCCUACUUCGACCGCAAAGAUGUCAAGAUGGCCAUUCACGCACCCCUGGAUGUCACCUGGUCCCUUUGCACCGACCGCACCAUCUUUCCACAUGGUGAUGCUUCAUCUGAUCCUGGGCAACGAGAGCUGCCCCAGGUAAUUGACGCCACCAAGAAUGUCAUUAUCGUGCAGGGUGGGGUGGACUUCACCCUCCUCCCUUUGGGAACUCUGCUAGGCAUCCAGAAUAUGACCUGGGGAGGUAAGCAGGGAUUUCAAACGCGGCCGACGGAUCCAUUCUACGUUCCGAAAUACUACAAGGGCGAGUUUAGCGACAGACCCGAUUACGCGAACACAUCGUACGCCAACGAGGUUCCUGCAGGAGUUGGAGUCAUGGGCACGACACACCACGAGCGUGGCCUCAUAUUUGUAGCAACCCAGCUGGCGGGCCACGAGGGACCGCAAUAUGCUCCCGCAGCGGCGCUCCGGCACAUCGAGAAGCUUCUGGGAAGGGUACACAGCCUGAGCGACACACAGCCCUUUACGCUGCCGGAGCUGGUCAACGUCACACAGCAUGAGAAGCCGUUGGGCAAGGGGACCUUCCUGUUUCCGUGCUUCGGAAAGGGCUGCUGA